Messenger RNA from Truncatella angustata, 1497 nucleotides. RefSeq names its product cytochrome P450. The transcript has 4 exons. The record is from RefSeq and is a predicted model, not a curated record. The coding region runs from base 1 to 1497 and encodes 498 amino acids. NCBI's taxonomy places the organism in Eukaryota, Fungi, Ascomycota, Sordariomycetes, Amphisphaeriales, Sporocadaceae. Gene Ontology annotation, molecular function: monooxygenase activity; iron ion binding; heme binding.
AUGCUUCACGAAGCCGCAGUCAUCAUCGCUGGGUGCAUCAUCUUCGCGUACAGUAUAGAAUUCUUCUUCACAAAGCUUGACGACCCACGAGAGCCACGCCGCGUGACACCCGAUAUACCUGUCAUCGGCCAUCUUUUGGGAGCCUUAUACCACGGGUUUGAUUAUCUUAACCUGGCAGGCAAAAAUGUGAAUGCAGAGAUUUAUACAGUCGGCAUCUUAAACUUUAAGGUAUACAUUACUCACGCUCCGCGGCUCCUGAAUGUCAUGCAGAAGUCGAAAACCUUGUCGGUAGGGCCCAUUCUUCAAAGUGCGAACAGUAUACACUCCGGUGCAAGUACCGAAGGCAAUGCACUUUUUGAUGGAGAGGUGCUGGAGGGUUUUCGCGACCGCACUAGAGAAGCACUUGCUCCAGGUCUCCACCUCGAUGAGCAAAAUCUUAGGAUGGGCACACAGUCAAUCAAUGAAGUUACAAAGAUUGUGGAACUACAAGACGAAAUCGAAUUGCUCGACUGGGUGAAGCAUGUUAUCUUACAAGGCACCAGCGCAGGAUUCUAUGGCAUGCAGCAUCCGUUCAGAGACCCUGAAAUGGAGACUGCUAUGUGGGAUUGGGACAGACAUAGACCCGGUAUCCACAUAAAGGUAGAUCCUUUACGCAAGGGUUACAAUGCUCGUGCCAAGGUAGUAGACGCCCUCGGGAAGUAUUUCGAGAAUCUGCCCGAGGACGUAUCGUAUCUGGUGAGAGAGCGCCAGAAGGUCCUUCGAGAAGGGGGUAUCAGUGAGGAGGAUGGCCUGAAAAUGCAGGCCUUUCUUAACGAUGGCAAUUUCAAUAUCGUUCCCACGCUAUACUGGACCAUCUACGAGAUCUUUUCUCGUCCUGACCUUCUAGAAGCAAUCAGACAAGAAGUUGCUGAUCACGCCCUACAGAAGUCUAAUGAUGGGUUUAUUCUGGACAUCUCAGCUGUCAAAACUAAGUGUCACCUCUUGCUAUCGGCGUACCAAGAGACCCAACGCACGCGUCACAUGUUGUCCACGUCACGCAUGGUUUUAGAAGAUACCCUCCUAGAUGGCCAAUACCUCCUCAAGAAGGGCAAUUUGCUCUACCUUCCCGCCAAGCCUAUCCACCACAACACUCAGAUAUGGGGCCCCCAAGCCAGCGUGUUUGACCCGUACCGUUUUGUGCCUGGCGCAACCGAGACAAAGAUUCUGCCGAGCAAUUUUCUACCAUGGGGGUCAGCCCCUCACAUUUGUCCCACUCGUCAAUUCAUCUCGACAGGCAUCCUAGUUCUUAUGGCCAUAAUGGUGUCAAGAGUCAAUCUCACGUCAGCGAAUGGCAGAGACUGGAAGGAUGAGCCGGUGGUGCGGUGGCUGGAAAUAGCCACAUUACCCACCGCGAGUGAGAAGGUGUACCUGAAAGUCAGCCCACGAAAUCAGGGACUUGGGAAGUGGAGAGUUGUGACUGGUACAAGCAAGACAGCAGUGCCUCUCGUAUCGGGAUGA